AUGCAUGUUCGAACAGAAAAAGAGUGCAAAAACUCUGGCUUAUGCAUUUGGGAGAUAGAUAAAUGUAUUAUAAAACCUGGCCAAUCAUACAAUACAGAGAUGAGUAAUUCGAAUAAAUGCAAGAGAUAUGCAUAAGAGGAUUGUAGACAAUAAGAAUUUUGUGGGUUUUAUUUUGGUUAAUGUAUUGAUUUUGAUGACUGCAUAAUUUUUGAUAAAGAUAGUUGUUAAGAGUCUUCAUAUAAAUGUGUUUCUGAUGGCUCAAAGUGCGUUCAAAUAUAAGAAUGCAGUGAUUACAAAACAGAGAAUGGAUGUGCCAAUAUAAAUAAGUAUAACAAGUACUGCUUUUGGAUCGGAGGGAUUUAAAAACAAUGUUUAGAUGUCAUAACUUGUGAAGGUCUACCAAUAUACUUAAAUAAUCAUUAAAUGUGUGAAUCAGGCCUAAAGGGAUGUACAAUAAGUGAGAAUGGUUAUGGAUGUAUAAACUAAAUGGAGUUUUGUUCAUAAUAUGCUAAUAAUUUCUAAUGCUUUCAAAGUAAAAAAAAUAAUUGCUAUUGGGAUUAAAAAAAUGAAAAAUGUGUAGAAAAAGUGUGCGAAAAUCUACUGUUCACUCAGGAUUACGAAUGUAAAGGAAUUUUAAGUGAUUGUACAACUAACGGAGUGCAUUGUGUAAAAAGGAGAUAAUGUAGUGAUGCUUAGAGUAUAUCUGGUUGUGUAACGGAUUUAGAGGGUAAAAAAUGUGAAUAUCAUUAAAAUCAAUGUAAAAUAAAAAGUUGCAGCACUGCUCCAGAUUCUCUUAGGAAUUAUCAAUAAUGCUAGGAUUAUGAUAAUCUAUUAGAUUGUGUUACUUCAGAAAACAAAGGAUGCAAAACACGACCUGAAACAUGCUAUGGUUACGCUGAAGAAGUAGAUUGCUAUUCUAUAACAUAAUAAGAUUGUGUUUGGUAUAAAAAUAAAUGCGAACAAAGAUAAUGUUACCAUGCACCAGAUUAUUUUACUCAUGAAGUUUGUCAUUUUUAUGGGAAUUGCAUAGGGAAAUUAGGUGGAGGAUGUUAAAUGA
Messenger RNA from Paramecium octaurelia, 1057 nucleotides. Lineage: Eukaryota; Ciliophora; Oligohymenophorea; Peniculida; Parameciidae. The record is from the annotation of a GenBank genome assembly.